Messenger RNA from Eucalyptus grandis, 726 nucleotides. RefSeq lists its product as uncharacterized. The transcript has a single exon. The record is from RefSeq and is a predicted model, not a curated record. Lineage: Eukaryota; Viridiplantae; Streptophyta; Magnoliopsida; Myrtales; Myrtaceae. Bases 1 to 726 code for a protein of 241 amino acids.
AUGGCCUCCUCCGUCCACGCUGUCGAGAUUAAACUCAUCGGCGCCAAUCGCCUCGAAAAUGUGAACCAGGGCGGCGGACGUCUCCUGCCUUACGCCGCCGUCUGGCUUCACUACAGCUGCAUAGGCUUCACACCAGCCGACCCUUUCGGUGGGUCCUCCCCCUCCUGGAACCACACCGUCCUCCUUCCCCUGCCUUCGGGUAUGCCGAUUGAGGACGCCGUGUUGCAAGUCCGCGUCCUGCACGCUGGCUCUGAGGACGGCACCGGGCUGCUGAUUGGCUUGGCCCAGCUCCGGCUCCGCGAUGUCCUCGAGGACGACGUCGGCGGAGAGCGCGCCUACCGGUGGACCCUCCAGCUCUGGGAGCCCUCUAGCAGGCCCCAGGGGACGGUUGACAUCGAGCUUGCGGUGAGGGAGAUGCGCUACUGUGUGACUCCAACUGUCCAUGCCGUCCCACCACCACCACCACCACCACCACCACCGAGCUCUGGGCAGGAAGAGGGAAUUGUAGGGGUGUUCCCGGCGUUUGUUUUUCCCUCGUCCGAUGAAGACCCUGAAGCCAUUGAAGAUCCCUCCAAUCUCUUCUCCGACGAGGCCUCCAGUACCUCCGAAGAAGCCUCCGAAACCUCCUCUGUAGACAAAGACGAAGACGGAGACACCGUCAUGAUUGAUCUCGCCUGCGAAGACGACAGCGAAGACGACGACGACGACGACGACGACGAUAAUUAG